AUGGCAGAUAUUCCACCUCGUGUUAUCAAGAAGCUCAUUAUUUGCACUGCAUUGAUGAUCAUUGCCCCAUUAUUCACCUUCUUCGUGAGCAGGGCAGUGUUCAGCAAUUCCAUCGUGUCAGGAGGCUUGGCUGCCCUAGUGGCCAACAUCGUGUUGAUUGGCUAUGUGAUUGUUGCCUUUAAUGAGGAUAUUGACAAGGAUUCGAAAGAAAAGAAGGAAGAGUGAAACCAUGCAGGGAUGAAUGAUCUGCGAGCAUAAUGUACUAAGUUUUCAUAGCUAAACACAAUGUGUGGAAAAUAAGAAUUAC
Ogataea polymorpha is the source of this 307-nucleotide messenger RNA. RefSeq lists its product as uncharacterized. The transcript is spliced from 2 exons. Gene Ontology annotation, biological process: vacuolar proton-transporting V-type ATPase complex assembly. Lineage: Eukaryota; Fungi; Ascomycota; Pichiomycetes; Pichiales; Pichiaceae. The record is from RefSeq and is a predicted model, not a curated record. Bases 1 to 225 code for a protein of 74 amino acids.